CGGGGAGACGAGGUCUAGCUGCAUCUCCAAGGGUGAGCAGGAGUUCGCCGCCCACCAGAGAGCAGGAGGAAGGGUUUGUAGUGAAUAUCCUACUGCAGUCUCAAGUACGAGGCCCAACCACCGCAGUUUUCAACCCCAGAGCUCGCUGAUACCAUUGGUAUUGACAGUUGAGAGGGAUCGUAAGGGAUCCAUCGCAGCUCUACCCGAGGCCUCCCUCCUGCCCUCGCCACAGUCUGCUUUUGAUCGCAGCCAGCUACCUUUCUGGACUCCACAUCUGUUCAGGUUGUGGGCUGCAGAAGCCAUUUCAGGGCUCCGCUCACUCCGAGGGUGUCAGCAGAAACCCUUCCGUGGCUGCUGAGGCCCUGCCCCUCCAGUCCCGUCGUCACAGCUUGCUCCGCUCUCCGCGGCUCCAGGUGUUUGGCCCACGCUGGGCUCUCCCAGGACGUGCGGGGUGCCUUGGCAGGGCCUUCGCACCACUGGUCCCGCUUCCUGGUUCUGGCCCCUCCCCCUUCUCACAGGUUCCUCCUCCUGCUGCUGAGCUUUGUCGGUGGUCAGACCAAAUCCCCCAGCAGUGGACUCAGCCUUUGGGGAGGCUGGUCCUAAGGACAGCGUGCGCCUGACAUGGUCAUGGAGACGCUGCUUUUGAACAGCCCACGCUGGAGACUGGUGCAUAGUCUCGCGCUAACGCAGAAACUCCCUGCACUCCUAUAAUGAGCCUGGCACAGUGGUGAACCGCUUUCCCUGUUGUCCAUGUCCAAGUGGAUCUCCCCGACAGCCCUAGAGAUGAUGAUGUUUGAACUGAACAAUUAAGGGUUCCGAAAUCAGAGAUCUUGAGAUUAAAAAUGGCAGGAAAAUCAUCGCUUUUUAAAGUAAUUCUCCUUGGAGAUGGUGGAGUUGGGAAGAGUUCUCUAAUGAACAGAUAUGUGACUAAUAAGUUUGAUGCCCAACUCUUCCAUACAAUAGGUGUGGAAUUUUUAAAUAAAGAUUUGGAGGUGGAUGGACAUUUUGUUACCAUGCAGAUUUGGGACACCGCCGGUCAAGAGCGGUUCAGAAGCCUGAGGACGCCAUUUUACAGAGGUUCUGACUGUUGCCUGCUUACAUUUAGCGUCGAUGAUUCUCAAAGCUUCCAGAAUUUGAGUAACUGGAAGAAAGAAUUCAUAUAUUAUGCGGAUGUGAAAGAGCCCGAAAGCUUUCCUUUUGUGAUUUUGGGUAACAAGGUUGACAUCAGCGAGCGGCAGGUGUCUGCAGAAGAAGCUCAAGCCUGGUGCAGGGACAACGGCGACUAUCCUUACUUUGAAACAAGUGCAAAAGAUGCCACGAAUGUUGCAGCGGCCUUUGAGGAAGCAGUUCGAAGAGUGCUUGCUACCGAGGAUAGGUCAGAUCACUUGAUUCAGACAGACACGGUCAGUCUGCACCGAAAGCCCAAGCCCAGCUCAUCUUGCUGUUGAAGUUCGAGAGGUUGCCCUUGCGAUCUAACCAGGUCACACACAUGCACAGAUAAGCACAGGGAGGAGACAAGAAUUCGUGUUUGCAGCAAUGGAUCGUGUACUCAUAAAAUUAAACUAACCAUAUUGCUGCCUUGUUAGUGGGUGGGAGAAGGGACACAUCCACUCACAGGAGAAUCUCUUUACGCAGUAAUGGCACCUUACCUUUAUAAGUUGUAACGGUUGUCUAAUAAUGUUUAAUUUAAAUAUGUAUGUCACAGAGCUAAUAAAUGAGAUGACCAAGACUUUAUAAUUAAAACAAAACACUUGA
Molecule: messenger RNA, 1755 nt
Organism: Lagenorhynchus albirostris (white-beaked dolphin)
Lineage: Eukaryota; Metazoa; Chordata; Mammalia; Artiodactyla; Delphinidae
Gene: RAB9A
Product: RAB9A, member RAS oncogene family
Exons: 4
Coding region: 843-1448 (201 amino acids)
Biological process (GO): Rab protein signal transduction; retrograde transport, endosome to Golgi
Cellular component (GO): late endosome; lysosome; phagocytic vesicle
Molecular function (GO): GTPase activity; GTP binding
Source: RefSeq, a predicted model, not a curated record